AUGUCGUGGCGUGGGCGAUUAUCUUUCAAGGUUUAUAAUCCAAAUAAGCCAGAUAAGUAUGGAAUAAAAUUGUACAUGCUUGCUGAGGCAUCAUCGGGCUACAUAUAUGACUUUGAAGUGUAUGCUGGAGUUGGUAAAACAACAGUGGAGACAGUCAUGGGCUUGAUGCAGCCCCUAAUGUACAAGGGUUAUCAUCUUUAUAUGGAUAAUUACUAUAACUCUGUCCAUCUCACAGAAAAGCUACGUGAACAUGGUGUUUAUACGUGUGGAACAAUCAGAUUACACCGUGGCGCCCCCAAGCAUCUGCAACAGCAAGCAAAGGGUAAAAUUCCCGUUGAUAAAACCAUAUUCUGCCGCAAGGAUAAUACAUUUCUAAUCCUGUGGAAAGACAAGCGAGUGGUCUCAGUGAUCACAAACUGCCACAAUGCUGACACACAGGAAGUCGAACGAAGGGAAAGAGUGAGGAAACGUGACGGAACGACUGAAGUGAACCUUGUAACUGUGAACAAACCCAAUGCUAUAUGCGACUACAACACCCACAUGAAAGGUGUUGAUCACUUUGACCAAAUGGUCAAAUAUUACAAGUUCACACGGAAAUGUCAUAAGUGGACAAAGAAAAUUACCUUCUAUUUCCUGCAAAUGGCUCUGCACAAUUCAUAUGUGUUGUACAAGAACUACACUACUGAUGAGAAGAAAUUGACCUUGCUCCAGUUUCAUGAGGUAGCAAUAUGGUCCUUGUUGAGGUGGGACCAAGAGUGGCCUAACACGGAUGACCCUAUCCCACAUGCUCCGGAUAUCAAUGCUGAUUCUGAUGAUGGCGAUGUUGACAGUCCGGGACCAUCUGGUGUGAGGCGUCCUCUAUUUGCUUCGGCACGUCGUCAAGCACACGACUCCUCAUCUGACUCAGAACCUGAAACGGAUCCUAGUACCAGUCAUCGUCCUCCUGCCAAGAAAAACCCACGUAUUGUGGAUCCCGAGGAUCGUCUAAAUAAAAAGUUGACUCAUGCUAUCGUCAAACUCUCAAAACGUCGACGGUGUCGUGUUUGCAUGAAGUCGGGAGUAAGGAGGGACUCUAUGUAUCAGUGCAAGACGUGUGGAAUUGCACUGUGUGUUACACCAUGCUACACAAAAUACCACCGCAAGAGGGUAUUUUGGGUGGCGAAAAAAUAG
Procambarus clarkii (red swamp crayfish) is the source of this 1170-nucleotide messenger RNA. Lineage: Eukaryota; Metazoa; Arthropoda; Malacostraca; Decapoda; Cambaridae. The record is from RefSeq and is a predicted model, not a curated record.